Messenger RNA from Drosophila bipectinata, 583 nucleotides. RefSeq names its product Metazoan SpoT homolog-1 (gene Mesh1). Gene Ontology annotation, molecular function: guanosine-3',5'-bis(diphosphate) 3'-diphosphatase activity. NCBI's taxonomy places the organism in Eukaryota, Metazoa, Arthropoda, Insecta, Diptera, Drosophilidae. The record is from RefSeq and is a predicted model, not a curated record.
AACGUAAUGACGACAUAUCCUUCUUGUAAAUUUAUGGAAUGCCUGCAAUAUGCGGCUCUGAAACAUCGAACACAAAGACGAAAGGACCCCCAGGAAACUCCUUAUGUUAAUCAUGUGAUUAAUGUGAGCACCAUUCUGUCCGUGGAGGCCUGCGUCACGGAUGAGGCAGUUCUCAUGGCAGCCCUUCUUCACGAUGUGGUUGAGGAUACGGACGCGACGUUUUCGGAUGUGGAGCAACUAUUCGGCCCUGAUGUGUGCGGCUUGGUGCGUGAAGUGACCGAUGACAAGUCGUUGGAGAAGCAGGAGCGAAAGCGACUGCAAAUAGUUAAUGGACCCAAAACCAGCUCCCGAGCUAAGCUCAUAAAACUGGCCGAUAAGUUGGAUAACCUCAGGGAUCUGCUGGUUAACACCCCCAAGGGAUGGACAGAGGAACGACGUGAGCAGUACUUUGUUUGGGCCAAACAGGUGGUUGACAACCUGCGAGGAACCAACGCCAACCUGGAACUUAAGCUAGACGAGAUCUUCCGGCAACGAGGUCUUUUGUAAAACAAUAAUCAAACUAAUUAGAAAAGAGUGGUCCUAA